Messenger RNA from Aspergillus tanneri, 4293 nucleotides. It is a transcript of the gene SKI3, whose product is annotated as SKI complex subunit tetratricopeptide repeat protein SKI3. Bases 1 to 4293 code for a protein of 1430 amino acids. Gene Ontology annotation, molecular function: protein binding. The transcript has 3 exons. The record is from RefSeq and is a predicted model, not a curated record. Gene Ontology annotation, cellular component: Ski complex. NCBI's taxonomy places the organism in Eukaryota, Fungi, Ascomycota, Eurotiomycetes, Eurotiales, Aspergillaceae.
AUGUCCAACAAAGCAGCUCUCAAGGCAGUGCGAGUAGCGCUGGACUCGAAAGAUUUCGAGCUGGCGGCCGAGCAAGCUAAAGCGCUGGUGCAACAAGAACCUCAAAAUUACCAUGCAAACGUCUUUCUGGGCCUUGCGCUGGACAAGUGUAAUAACAGCAAUGACGCAGAAAAGGCCUACCAUGCGGCCACACGCAUAAAACAGAGAGAUAAAACAGCAUGGCAAGGGCUUGUCAACUUAUAUGAAAAACAGGGCAAUCAUAAGCUCGAUUCGUACCGUGAAGCUGUCAUCAAUCUCGGGCACAUAUUUGCGGAAGCAGACGACAAGCAUCGCUGCCAAGAUGUCGUGGAUAAAUAUAUAAGCUUCGCAAAAAAGUACGGAACUCGCUCCCAAUAUAGAAACGCGAUCGAGCUACACCUCCCAUCAAGCCCGCUCUAUGACUUCCUUGAGGGCCGUAUUCCGCAUCCUUCGCAUACGUAUCUUCGUCUCAUUGAGAUGACCGAGGCAGACGAGAAAGAAUUUAUAAACCGAGAGAUAGGCGAGCGACGUACACGACUAGGGGCUAGGGUCGACCAAGUUACGCUGGAAGUUAAAAAGGAAGCUUUUAAACGGAGCGAACUGGAGCCGCUUUAUCGUGGAAUCAUGGACUGGUCUCACGAUGACCAGGUUCGACGUACAUAUGAGGAAAAACUGCUGGAACGUGCCUGCGACGUUCUUGCCGUCCUUCCCGCGAAAGAAAAGGACAGGAAGCGAAAGGAGGCAUGGCAAGCCGCCCGUGACAUGGUCAUAAUCAAGCACCCAUUUGAGCUGGCCUGGAGGAUCUACCUUGAAUGGCAAGACAUCCAAAGCUUUUCAGAUUGGGACCAUACUUUUCUGAGGGAGUUUAUUGAGUUCUUCCCGGAACUUGGCCUUUCAAAGAUCCUCAAAGGAUUCUUGACCAGCAACAUCUCUCCAUUUCCAAAGGAGCCCAAAGAAUCUAAAGAAUCUAAAGAAGCGAGGGGGCCAAAGGAAUCGAAAGACUCUCCUGCAACCGAACAGGGUGUCGAUGGCGAUGACGGCGAAGACACGGAUUUAGCGGUUCAAGAUAGUUUGAUCCUGAUGGUCGAAGGGCUUGAAAUGUGUUCUUCGUCCGUUGUCGCGCAUCGGAUCCUGGCUGAGUUUUACCUAUCUUUGGAAGAAUACGAAAGUGUGAUGGAUGUAUCACGUAAAGGGCUUCAAAACCUUCAGUCUCUAAUCAACAUAUCUGGGAUGAAGCUCAGGAACACCACUGACGCCAUGAAAAUAACUCUGGCAAACGCCCUGAUCCAUUAUCAGUCACCUCGGAACCAUCCUGAAGCAAAGGGCAUAUUUGAGGACAUCUUGAGUAGAAAGCCAACAUCAACGAGUUGUUUACUUGGCAUCGGUCUCAUUCUUAAAGUGGACGAGGACUACACGGAAGCUGUCAAUUUCUUGGAGCGGGCUCUAGAUCGGGAUCCAACGAACACCAUUAUUCAUGGAGAGCUGUCUUGGUGUAGAGCGCUUAAUGGAGAUCUCGCGUCUGGUCUCGAUGGCCUUCAGGAUGUACUCAUAGAGCUGCAGAACACAUUCUCCGAAAAUAGAGAAUUCAAGGCCGAAAUCCUCUACCGAAUAGGAUACUGCCAAUGGGAGAUGGAUCCCUCUCCAUCAGCCCGCAAGGAUCGCACGGGUGCCUACUCCAGUUUUCUGGCUUCAAUCCAAACCAACAUGAAUUUUGCUCCCGCGUAUACCUCUCUUGGUCUGUACUACGCAGAUUAUAAGAAAGACAAGACACGGGCGCGCAGGUGUUUCCACAAAGCUUUCGAAUUGUCAGCAUCAGAGAUUGAAGCUGCAAAACGACUGGCUAAGGCGUUCGCUGACCAAAAGGAAUGGGACUUGGUUGAAGCGGUAUCACAACGAGUCGUCGACUCGGGCAAGGCUAAGCCGGCGCCUGGUUCGAAACGAAAAGGAUACAGUUGGCCUUAUGCGGCCCUAGGAACAGUUCAGAUCAACAAGCAGCAGUAUUCUAAGAGCAUCGUCUCGUUCCAAGUGGCCCUGAGGAUAUCGCCAGGAGAUUACCAUUCAUGGGUUGGUCUGGGCGAGAGCUACCACCAUUCUGGGAGGUUUAUUGCUGCAAUAAAGGCAUUCGAACAUGCUCAGCAGCUGGAGGGCGCACUAAGCAGAUCUGAUAAGGAGCAGAUUUGGUUCGCGCGAUAUAUGCUGGCGAAUGUCAAGCGGGAGCUUGGUGAAUAUGACGAUGCCAUUUCACGAUAUGAGGAAGUUUUAAGCUUCCGGCCGAAUGAAUUUGGAGUUUCCAUCGCGCUACUUCAGACUCUUACAGAAAGUUCCUGGAGGAGUCUUGAGUUGGGACUUUUUAACGACUGCAUCGAGUUGGCGCGUCGGGCCAUAUUGGUAGCGACAUCGCUGGCCCUUGAACGAGUUGAUAUUUUCAAUCUAUGGAAGGGUGUGGGGGAUGCCUUUUCGCUCUUUGCAUACGUUAAAGCAAAGGAAUGCAGGAUACCGAUCACGGAGGCGUUCACUUUGCUCUCCACUCAACUCGAACCGGCAGCUUUUGAUAUCCUUACGGAUGUCGAUGAAGUCGGCCAGAACUUAUCAUUGCUAACAGAGGAAAAUAGCAAGUCUACGCUGUCGGACAAGUGCAUGUACGCCUCCAUUUUAGCAUAUAAACGUGCAAUUCAUGUCUCGCUACGAGAUACCCAUGCCCAGGCAGUUUCUUGGUACAAUCUUGGCUGGGCGGAAUACAGAGCCUACAAGUGCAUGCAAGCCGCUUCGGAAACCAAAGGCAAGAAACCCCCACGCAGGUUUCUCAAAGCCGCAAUGCGUUGCUUUAAACGAGCAAUAGAGUUGGAAGCAGGCAACUCAGAGUUUUGGAAUGCCCUUGGCGUGGUAACAACUGGCAUGAGUCCGCGAGUAGCGCAACAUGCCUUUGUGAGAAGCCUUCAUCUCAACGACCGGAGUGCACAGGUUUGGACCAAUCUAGGAGCACUCUACCUGAUUCACAAUGAUAUUCAGCUUGCAAAUGAGGCAUUUACCCGUGCGCAGUCAACGGACCCGGACUAUUCUCUGGCCUGGAUUGGCCAAGGUUUCCUGGCCCUUCUAUUCGGAGAUCCGCGGGAAGCCAGAGGACUCUUCGAGCAUGCAUUCGACAUUUCCAGCUCAUCAUCGGUCUUACCGAAACAGCAAUACACCCUCAGUUUGUUCGAUCAUUUAAUAACAGACUCCUCGAAUACCAAUGAGAUAUCACAGCUUAUCCAGCCGUUCUUCGCACUUCAUCAACUUUCGUCUCAGAAUCCGUCGGAUUUGCCUUUUGUGCACCUUUCCGCUCUUCUUGCAGAAAGGAUUGGCGAGAUAUCCGAUGCCGAGACCAGCCUUAGAGCUCUCUGUUCUGCCGUCGAGGCGGAAUACGAGGUGUCCGAAUCAACGUCAUCCCUCUCGAGAUUUGCACAGGCGAACGCGGACAUUGCACGUGUUCUGCUAGCACAAAACAAAUUUGAGGAGGCCGCCGAGAAAGCAGAGAUGGCACUCAUGCUGUCCGGUGAGGAGGAUGCGGAGAAGUUUGACCCUGAAACGAGCAAGAGAUUGCGCCUGUCGGCACACUUAACCGCUGGCCUUGCACAUUACUACAUGAAAUCCAUGGAUAGCGCCAUUGACAUGUUCCGCGAUGCUCUUCAGGAGGCAGAUAAUGCACCAGAAGUCGUGUGUCUUCUUGCGCAAGUGUUGUGGGCGAAAGGCGGGUACGAGGAGCGGACUGUGGCUCGCCAGCAGUUGUUAGACUGCGUCGAAGAAAACCCGGAGCAUGUUGGGGCCGUCACACUUCUAGGAGCCAUUGCCCUCUUGGACGCUGACAAGGAUGUCAUAGAGGCCGUCGAGUCGGACCUUCAGAAUAUGAUUACAAGGGACGAUAUUGAGAUCCAUGAGCAAACGAAGCUGAUUAAGCUCCUGGCUGCGGCGUCUGCUUUGGGACUUACCGACCACUCUGGAGUCCCCGAAGACACGAGACGCAUUGGCCAGGCCACUGCAGCCGUGAUGAGAGCACCAUACCAGCCACAGGGUUGGAUGGAAUUGUCUGCCGCUUCUGAGGAACCGUAUACUGCGGAAAUGGGUGUCAAGAGAGCCUUGCGGAGUGUCCCGCCUCGGGGUCGGUUGGACGCCGAGGAUCUAUCUGCUGCAUUCGCACAGGCGGCCAAGGUGAGUGAUGCGCUGCGAGCGAUCAUGGUUGCACCAUGGAAGCGGCAAGGAUGGGAGGAAUUGAACCAUGCGACGGCUACAACCACAUAG